This is a messenger RNA of Babesia bigemina, 1134 nucleotides long. Its product is annotated as triose phosphate/phosphate translocator, putative. Bases 1 to 1134 code for a protein of 377 amino acids. The transcript has a single exon. Gene Ontology annotation, molecular function: antiporter activity. Gene Ontology annotation, cellular component: Golgi apparatus. Lineage: Eukaryota; Apicomplexa; Aconoidasida; Piroplasmida; Babesiidae. The record is from RefSeq and is a predicted model, not a curated record.
AUGUCAGAUUCACCCGCGGAUAAUGCAAAGAUCGUUGUAGUGGAUACUACUGAAGGUCAGCAAUCACCUGAAACCUCUAAAUGGAAGGCUUGGUUAGAGGACCACGAUAAGCUGAUAUGCGCUUUGCGUAGUUUUAACUGGCGGCUGGUGUUCGGCGUUUGUAUGUGGUAUACACUCAAUUGUGUAUACGUUGUACAGCAGAAGAUCUUUUUAAAUGCCAUACCGCUGCAUGUGACAUUGAGCGGGGUGCAGAUGAUUCUGAGUUCGAUUUUCGCUUUGAUCGUGGUCGGUCUUAAAUUGAGACCUGCGCCAAUUAUCACCAACCUAAAGAAGGCGAUGCAGGUAUUUAUCCCUAUUGGCCUGUGCCAUUUGUUGGUUCACUACGGCGCGGUGAUUUCGAUGGGUCUAGGAGCGGUGUCUUUCACGCAGGUUAUCAAAUCGGCGGAGCCUGUGACCACUGCUAUCCUCUCUAUGAUAAUCUUACGCGAAUUCCAUAGUGUAUUCACGUACCUAGCUCUCGUCCCAGUUGUUGCAGGUGUGUCAUUGGCAUCUGUGAAGGAGUUGGACUUCAGCAUCGGAGCAUUUUUGUUCGCAUUGCUAUCUAACGUCGGGAGUUCACUGCGGUCCAUUUUUGCAAAGGUGACUAUGGAUAACAAAAUUGACAUCGGAGAGAACUUGACGCCCAGUAACAUAUACAUGAUACUUACGGUGAUAUCCGGUGUGCUGUCUAUUCCUAUCGUUUUGGGAGCGGAGGCAUACAAGUGGAAGUCCGUGUGGUUGACCCACACAGCCGAAAUGAGCGCCGGUAAGCAGGCCGAGUUAUUGUUUCACGCAUUUUCGUCCGCCGUAUGUUACUACCUCUACAACGAUUUUGCUUUCUAUUGCCUGGGUCAGAUGAAUCAAGUGACGCACUCUGUGACUAACACUUUAAAGCGCGUGCUGGUCAUCGUUGCGUCCAUCAUCAUCUUUAGGAACACAGUUACCCCGCUCGGUUAUGUAGGUAUGGCCAUGGCUGUUUUGGGUGCGUUCUGGUACUCUUUGGUCAAGCAGGGCGUUUUCUCACGCAAACCUAAAGAGGCUGAGCAGGUGAACGAUCGUGAAGAAGAUCAAACUGCAAGCGAGCAGAAGGUGUGA